ACGGUCACAGGCAGAGAGGGGAGGCGGGAGUGGUGUUUAACCGGAGGUCACGCAGAGUGGAGCUGGGGGAAGCGGCAUGGCCGCAGUUUUAAUGCUCAGAGGCUCCGCCAGGCUGUUAUACAAGCACAGGAGGGUGCACGCUGCCAGCAUUGCAAUGGUGUGUUCUAGGGCAAUGGCCUCCAAAACCCCAGUUGGAUUCAUUGGGCUGGGUAACAUGGGAAAUCCAAUGGCAAAAAACCUGGUAAAACACGGAUAUCCUGUUGUUGCAUAUGAUGUAUUCCCAGAAGCUGGCAAAGAAUUUCAAGACUCGGGAGCCCAGAUGCUACAGGGCUCUUGGCACUUGCCCAUUAUUUGUAGGAGGACUAAUGAGCACAAAAGAGCUAAAGACAAAAAAUGUUGCUAGGGUAAUGGAUUCCCCAGCAGAAGUAGCAGAAAAAGCAGACAGGAUUAUUACUAUGCUACCCUCCAGCCUCAAUGCCGUAGAAGUUUACACAGGAGCAAAUGGAAUUCUAAAGAAAGUGAAGAAAGGUUCUUUGUUAAUAGACUCCAGUACUAUUGACCCUGCCGUUUCAAAAGAAUUAGCUAAAGCAGUUGAAAAAAUGGGAGCUGUUUUCAUGGAUGCCCCUGUUUCUGGUGGUGUUGGAGCUGCUCGAGCUGGGAACCUUACAUUCAUGGUUGGUGGAGUGGAACAAGAGUUUGAUGCUGCCAAAGAACUGCUGACAUGCAUGGGUUCCAAUGUGAUCUACUGUGGAGAGGUUGGAACUGGACAGGCUGCGAAGAUCUGCAACAACAUGCUCUUAGCCAUCAGUAUGAUUGGAACUGCUGAGGCUAUGAAUCUUGGAAUCAGGUUUGGGCUUGACCCGAAACUGCUGGCUAAAAUCCUAAAUAUGAGUUCAGGCCGUUGUUGGUCAAGCGACACUUACAACCCUGUUCCAGGAGUAAUGGAAGGAGUACCCUCUGCUAAUAAUUACCAAGGUGGCUUUGGAACAACGCUCAUGGCUAAGGAUCUUGGCUUGGCACAGAUUACUGCUACCAACACUAAAACACCUGUUCCUCUGGGAUCUCUAGCACAUCAGAUAUAUAGGAUCAUGUGUGCAAAGGGCUAUGCCCUGAAAGACUUCUCAGCUGUGUUCCAGUUUUUACGUGAGGAGGAGAACUUGUGAGCUGUUAUUUUGGCAAUGGACACUAUUAGAAACCAAACAAUUUUUUGGAACCUCCUUAUAGCUCAUUUGAGAAGUAUAUGGGUUUAAUCAAAGGUCACAAGUCAUGAACCCACACUGACCUGUCUGCUUUUGGUCAUCUAGGUCUCAGCAAACUCUAGGAUUGUGCAUCAAUUCUUAAAAAAAACAGGCCGGGAGAACGGUUCUUUAUUUGGUCAAAUAAAAAAAAAAUACACCAACUGUUUAAGAACCAUAAUAGCAUAUUCACAAAAUCCAGUUAAGUAUUUUUUUUAAACUAAGUACCCAAUGAUUUGCAUAUAAAACAACUGACAUUAUGGCUCUAAAUUGUGCAAACUGAGUUGAAUCUUCAAUAGUAAUAACAUAGGGUGACAAACCAGCUUUCAUUAACUUUUAAUAAAGAUAAAGCCUUCAUGGAAAAAGGGAAGGUCCUUACAAUGAAGAAACAACUUUUUUUUCAUUUUCUUGCUAUUUAUUUUUAACUAUUAGCUUGGGCCUGAUAAUCAGUGAUGGAUUUCUCUUGGGAUUAGUGUUACAGAUUUAUGUUUAUGGGGGUGUGUAAAUUAGUGGAAAGCUGUUACAGCAUGUUUAACUGGUAGACUUAGUUAAAAUAACAUAGUAUAUAUGUCUCUCUUAUAAAGCUCCAGUACUAUAUUUGGCUAACCCAAUUUUAUAUUUCCUUCUUGCACCCUGUCUUAUAUUUUCAAAAGUCAAAAAUGGCACCUACUAAAAAUUCUGACAAAUGUACAUUUGCUUUAGAUAAUUACUGGAUUAUUAUAAAUAUAAAUAAAAUUAAUCCCAUUAUUUUGAAAUCAAAUAAAAAUCUAUGUUGGUAAAUGCC
Molecule: messenger RNA, 2019 nt
Organism: Caretta caretta (loggerhead turtle)
Lineage: Eukaryota; Metazoa; Chordata; Testudines; Cheloniidae
Source: RefSeq, a predicted model, not a curated record